Molecule: messenger RNA, 712 nt
Organism: Arachis ipaensis
Lineage: Eukaryota; Viridiplantae; Streptophyta; Magnoliopsida; Fabales; Fabaceae
Source: RefSeq, a predicted model, not a curated record
CUUGUAUCUCCAGCUGACACGUGUUGUUUCCCUUGUGCGGCUGGAGCAAGCUGUCAGCGUCUCAGCGAGGUGUGGGCGCUGACGGGUGGGUCGAGUGAGCCGAGGGAGUUGCAUGAGAUGGAACGGGUUUGUCCGUUCCGGGUUCCGUUGGUGAGAGGUUCCCGUUUUGGGCUUUAUUGGGCGCUCCAAAAAAAAUUUGAGGAAAAUAGGAUAGGCAAGUUGGGUCUUCACGUCACGCCUAUCUUCUCAGCAAAGCAUACCCUAGCGCCGUCUACGAAGAUCGUCGUCGCUGGUCUACUCGUUGUUGCUGCUGGUGGCGCUCGGGAGCUGUCUGUGCUCGUCGUGGCCAAGCUCGCUUCGCACUUUACAAAUCACGAGUUGCGUCGUCGUAGCGGGGGAGUGGUUGUGCCUCGGGCCCUGUUCCAGGUCAUCAUCUAGUAGAGGACAUGGAUACACGUCGAGGCAGUGAAAAACAGUGUUGGGUUAGUGUACGAAGCCGAUGGCUGUGGUUCUGAAUUGGUUUUAUGUUGCAGUGCAUUUUUUAAAAAAUGUUGGUUCUAAUCUGCGCACUCCUUUGUGUCCCAGAAUGACACUAGGUUUUAUGUCAUUUCUUUUUCAUUAUGUGGGAGCAAUUUACCUUCUUUUGAGACUUUGAUGCGUAUUGUGAAUCAUAUGAAUUGUGUGAAAAAGUAUUUUGAGUUGUGUUCGGCUU